Triticum urartu is the source of this 4778-nucleotide messenger RNA. RefSeq lists its product as uncharacterized. Gene Ontology annotation, molecular function: protein kinase activity; protein binding; ATP binding. Gene Ontology annotation, biological process: protein phosphorylation. The record is from RefSeq and is a predicted model, not a curated record. NCBI's taxonomy places the organism in Eukaryota, Viridiplantae, Streptophyta, Magnoliopsida, Poales, Poaceae.
AAAUGUCACAACACUAUAGUAGUCCCCUAUCAAAAUAUGCUUCUAUAUAUCAAAGUAUCUACGACAUGUUGUCUUAACAGCACGCAUAAACACCUCUUGGAGAAGCAGCAGGCAGUAUGCCUGAAGCAACAAAAUCUUUGGUUUUUUAUCUGUUUUUGCUUGUUUCACAUAUAGCACAUUUCGGAAUCAUAACUACUGCAGUAAAAGAAAAUUAAAAGGGUUAAAUGUACUAGCUUUUUAUAUAGCUAUAAGGUAUGAUGCGAACCAAUCAAAGUUUUCAUCUCCAGUCUGAACAAAUUAGAAUGCAAUGGAGUUGCUCAUACUUAUAGCACGAUUGAUUUCCGUUCUGAAACCGUACACAUGCUGUGCAGGCAAGGCUGGUUUUCAGAUAUGACCGGUAGACAGAGAAUUCAGACUGCGGCCACAAAGGCAGAGUAACAGCUGAUGCAUAUACUAGACAAUACUCCCUCGGUGUCAAAAAAAAAAACCCGUCUUAUAUUAAGUUACAGACAUAGUAUAUGAGAUUAGGAAAGCAGAACGGCUUAAACCUUCAGUAAAAGAGAAAAUCAUGAAUUAGAAAUGCAUCAGCACCGGUCUCCAACGGUUUUCCAGAAACGCCUAGUAAGUCUGAUAAGAUCGGGAAGACUAAAAUAUAAACACCGACAGUACCUUGGUAGCAGCAGACUUUGAAUCGAGCCUCACAGAGUCAACAAAAGAAGCUAACUGGGGAGAUAUUAUAUCAGCAAGGCAAGCAGAACACCAGGUGUGACCGAGUAUUAAAACGGAACAUACCAGCAAGGCAAGCAGCACACCUGUCCACACCAUAUCCCCCUGUUCUCAACACUCCAGAUACAUGCAGAGAAAGUCAACGGACGGAAGCCAGAGAUAGAUAGAAAUAAUAAAUAAACCGAAGCAAAUCAUCUGAAUUCUGAACCCUAUCUUCCAGAUACAUGCACCUAUCUACUGCCACGUUUUGAUUUAGGAGAAGCUCUGAAGGAACGAGACAGACACAUCAUCUUUCUAUCCAUCGGACUCUCGAACUGCUCAGGAAUACCAUAGUUACGACGGGUUUCGACCGUGCGUCUGUAUGAAACUUCGGCCCCGAGCAUCUUCAGCUCAAUCCCUGUGCGGCACCGUUACGCUGUUGUCAGCUCAUCAUGGUCAUCGCUGAUCCAUUCGAGGUGCAGAUGGUUGUCAACUCCGGAGAGGCAAUCAUGCAGCUUUGUCAAAGAUAGGACCAAAGGUCUACAUCAUUUCUUGAAAGUCAGCCGAGCGGUGAAGGCUCUGUUGAAAUUUCAGCACUGCGCUUUCAGAUGAAUAAAUAAAUGCAAGGCGGCAAGGCAUGUGUGAGUGUGAGUUGUGACCACAUCAGGUUAUAUUUGAAGAGGAAGAACCUGCUAUUUGGAGAACCAUAGCAUAAUGGGCAUGGCAACGGGGAUCAAGAGCUUGUCAUGGUCACUAGUAGUAGCAGGCGCUCUGCUGAUCGCCGUGGUGAGCGCUGGCGACGAGGCCGCGCUGCUUGCUUUCAGGGAGCAGAUAAGCGACGGCGGCGUGCUGGCCUCCUGGAACAGCAGCGUCGGCUUCUGCAGCUGGGAGGGCGUGACGUGCAGCCACUGGACGCCGAAGCGUGCGGUGGCGCUGCGCUUGGACAGCAGGGCGCUCGUCGGAGUGCUCUCCCCAGCCCUUGGGAACCUCACGUUCCUGCAGACGCUCAACCUGAGCUUCAACUGGUUCCAUGGGGAGAUUCCGGCGAGCCUCGGACGCCUCCGGCGCCUGCAGAGGCUCGACUUGAGCGACAACUCCUUCUCCGGCACGUUCCCUGUGAACCUGAGCUCCUGCAUCAGCAUGACGGAGAUGAGACUGCGCAACAACAAGCUUGGGGGGCGCAUCCCGACCGAGCUCGGCGACAGGCUCGCGUCCCUGGAAGAAGUCUCGCUGAGAAACAACAGCUUCACAGGGCCUAUCCCGGCAUCGCUGGCCAAUCUGUCCUAUCUGCAAAACCUUGAUCUCGGCCUUAACCAACUCGUGGGCUCAAUCCCGCCAGGGCUCGGCACCCUCCACAACUUGCGGCAGUUCACUGUCGUCAGAAACAACCUCUCGGGUAUGCUUCCAGAUUCUGUCUACAACUUAUCAUCUCUGGAAGUACUUAAUGUAGGGGUAAAUAUGCUGUAUGGAAGCAUUCCGGAUGAUAUCGGAAGCAAGUUCCCCAUGAUCAAAACUCUUGCCUUGGGUGGAAAUCACUUCACAGGAACCAUCCCCUCCUCAGUAUCAAACAUUUCUUCCCUCGUAGCACUUGGCCUCGUGCAGAAUGGGUUUAGUGGGCAUGUGCCUCCCACAUUGGGGAAGAUGGGAGCUCUCCAAUAUCUGAACUUGGCUGACAAUAAGCUUGAAGCGAACGACAACAAGGGGUGGGAAUUCAUCACUUCUUUGGCAAACUGCAGCCAACUGCAGAAAUUGAUUCUCAGCAACAAUUCUUUUGGAGGACAACUACCAGGUUCAAUUGUAAACCUCUCGACAACUCUCCAACAGUUAUACUUAGACGACACUAAGAUCUCUGGGAGUAUACCCGCAGAUAUUGGCAAUCUGGUUGGUCUCAACGUGGUGCUAAUAGCAAAUACUUCCAUAUCAGGAGUGAUUCCGGAUAGCAUUGGUAAGCUAGAGAACUUGAUUGAGCUGGGCUUGUACAAUAAUACGCUGUCUGGCCUCAUACCGGCAUCUCUGGGAAAUCUUUCACAAUUGAAUAGGUUUUAUGCAUACAACAACAACUUGGAGGGACCAAUUCCGGCAAGCAUGGGGGAGUUGAAAAACCUCUUCGUACUUGACUUGUCAAAGAAUCACCGACUUAACGGUUCAAUUCCCAGAGAGAUUUUUAAAUUAUCCAGCCUAUCUUGGUACUUGGAUUUGUCAUACAAUUCAUUUUCUGGGCCCAUUCCUAAUGAUGUUGGUAGCUUGGCAAACCUUAACAUACUAAUUCUAGCAGGAAACCAGUUAUCUGGCAAGAUACCCGACAGUAUCCAGAACUGCAUAGUGUUGCAAUGGCUAUCAUUAGACAAUAAUUCCUUUGAGGGAAGCAUACCUCAGUCACUGAAGAAUAUAAAGGGGCUCAGUAUACUGAACCUGACCAUGAAUAAGUUAUCUGGUGAUAUUCCUGAUGCCCUUGCUAGCAUUGGAAACCUGCAGGAACUGUACCUAGCACACAAUAACUUGUCAGGGUCAAUACCAGUAGGUCUACAGAAUUUGACAUUAUUAUUUAAAUUGGAUGUAUCCUUCAAUAAUUUGCAAGGCGAGGUGCCAAAUGAAGGUGUUUUCCGAAACAUCACUUACUUAGCAGUUGAUGGGAAUGUCAAUUUGUGUGGAGGUACACCUCAACUUCAUUUGGCUCCAUGCUCCACAAGCCCCUUAAGCAAGAACAAAAAGAAGAUGCAAAAGUCUCUUGUAAUUUCUCUAGCAACAGCCGGAGCAAUCUUGUUGUCACUUUCACUUAUUCUUCUUGUUUGGAUACUUUGCAAGAGGCUCAAACAAAGCCACAAGACAUUAUCACAAAAUUUAAUUGUUGAUGACCAUUACCAGAGAAUUCCCUAUCAAGUAUUAUUGAGAGGAACUAAUGAAUUUUCAGAAGUCAACUUGCUCGGGAGAGGAAGUUAUGGAGCGGUUUAUAAGUGUGUCUUGGACAAUGAGGAAAGAACAUUGGCUGUCAAGGUGUUUAAUCUUGGUCAAUCUAGGUAUUCCAAGAGUUUUGAGACUGAAUGUGAGGCCAUGAGAAGGAUACGACACCGUUGUCUCCUUAAGAUCGUUACCUCUUGUUCGAGCAUCAACCACCAAGGUCAAGAGUUCAAGGCAUUAGUUUUUGAGUUCAUGCCCAAUGGUAACUUGGCUGAUUGGCUUCAUCCAAAAUCUAAAGAGCCAGCUACAAGCAACACACUCAGCCUUGCCCAGAGGCUUGAUAUUGGUGCCAAUAUUGUGGACGCAGUGGAAUAUCUGCACAACUACUGUCAACCAUCGGUAAUCCAUUGCGACCUUAAGCCAAGCAACAUUCUUCUUUCUGACAACAUGAGCGCCCGAGUUGGAGACUUUGGCAUAUCAAGGAUCCUUCAGGAAAAUACAAGUGGGGGAAUGCAAAAUUCAUAUAGCUCAAUUGGAAUUAGAGGCUCAAUAGGCUAUGUUGCUCCAGAGUAUGGAGAAGGCUCUGUGGUAUCCACUCAUGGUGAUAUAUAUAGCCUUGGCAUAUUGCUGCUUGAGAUGUUUACCGGAAGAAGCCCAACAGAUGAUACGUUUGGGGAUUCAUUGGAUCUGCAUACAUUUGUCGAGGAUGCUCUUCCGGAUAGAACCUUGGAGAUAGCUGACCCAAUAAUCUGGCUGCAUGGAGAACCAAAUGAUGAUAUGACUAGUAGAAUCCAGGAGUGCUUGGUUUCUGUCUUCAGGCUUGGCAUAUCCUGCUCAAAGACACAGCCUCGAGAGCGGAUGUUGAUAAGAGAUGCAGCGGUAGAGAUGCACGCAAUCAGAGAUGCGUACCUCGUGUUUGCUGGUUAGCAUAUUGGGGAACAUGGAGCAAAAGGGGAGCCUCGCCUCAAGACAUUCAAUCUGGAAUUAUAUGACCCUGCAAUAAUAGGAGUUUCAUAUGUAAUUUUAGUUAGCAUUUGUUGUCGGAGCUAUUUUAUUUGCAACUGUAUCAGAUAAACGUAGAAUGGUGUUACAUAAUAUUACUAUAGCAAUAGCAAUUUUCAGCAUAUUACAUGGGUUCUCAAAAUUUGCAAAGAUUUGAGAAAUCACAUCCUCAA